Molecule: messenger RNA, 1005 nt
Organism: Penicillium chermesinum
Lineage: Eukaryota; Fungi; Ascomycota; Eurotiomycetes; Eurotiales; Aspergillaceae
Exons: 1
Coding region: 1-1005 (334 amino acids)
Source: RefSeq, a predicted model, not a curated record
AUGUCCCGAGGUCCACGAAUUAUGGCUUAUUCUCCUUACUUCGCUAGCAUUACUUCAGAAUCCGCCUUUAAGACUCGCUUUAAAGCUGAAAAUCGACAAGUCUUCGAAAACCUUCGCAAUGCCGCCGCUAGUCACUGGGACCGGGGUCAUCUGUUUGCAUGUCGGGUCGUCAGGCGUGAACCCCAGCGCAACAUCCUUCCUGUCCUAUCCCAAUAUACAACCCCCACCGAUAUAGAUUCUGCAUCAGAUGAGAUCAAACUGUUUCUAAAAGGGCCUGACAUGGGGUCGAUGGCUCAGAGCGAACAUUCCUUAAUACGGGGGUCUAAUUACAGUAUAUCUCUGGCUCAAAUUUGGGCAGCAAUGGCCAUGUUUAAAGGCAGCCCUGACCGUCGUACGCAAAACAUUACUAAGGAUGACGAUAUAGUUGAAGAGGAUUCGAUUAUACCUGCUGAUGAGCUCGAAACGAGGCACCCUAAGCGUGCUAGACGAUUUACGAAUCAACCAGGCUUCGUCGAAUCUGGCAGUAUUCAAGUUGACUCUAGCAGCCCUCUUGCUGAAGGCUCCUCUCAUAGUAGUAGUCCUCAGGAGUCCUCAUUAGGAUACGUUGACUCUGACCUACAUAUUUUGGCCGUGUCGCCAGAAGACGACACUAUGCGACUUGCUUCCUGCGUUAUUCGGCAUAUUCUCUACUUUGGCGCACCCCAACACUCGAAUUGGAACCCAAAGGUGGUUGAGUUUCGAGAUGCUAAAAUAAGGCUAGACGCUAUCACAACAAGACGGGAGCGACACAUAAUUGCCAUUGAUGACGGUGGCCUGUGUCUGCGAAAACAUGAGCCUACCAAGGGAUUUGUUUUGGUCAACAAUCACAUAGCUGUAUUGGAGGCAAAGACUCGGUUUCAGUGUCUCCAAAAUGGCAGACCCAUCAUAUCGGACGAGUGUUUUGCGCAGAUGACUUGUGAAGCCCUAGCAACAAAGUUAUCUAGCCCUUCUUUUCCACAGAGGUAG